AACAGAGAUAAGAAAACAAAAUGGCGAAUCGACUGUGCUAGUUCCGUGGGAAGUGGGCUUUUAAAGCCUAAUUAAUAGCUAUUAGUACAGUUCAGUAUACUUUGUGAAUAGUUCUCAUCGAUGAAGCCAUUAGAGAGGAAUAAGGAGUUUUCCCAUUUUCCCUCGAUCUCGUAGUGAAAGUGUGUCCCUGUGAAAGAUAAGUGUUCAGCCUUAUUUCAAGACUUAUUUCAUAAUGGCUUUGGGUCUUUCUAGUAAAGGUGGAAGGGGUAGUUAUGGUCACAUCAGGUGAACUGCUGUGCCCAAUAACCGGAGAUGGUGUAUGAGAACUUCUAGUCAAUAUCGGUGCCAUUGCUAUUAUUACCAAAGAUUAUAGGGACUGAUUACAGUUUCUCUUCUAAAGAGAGUAGUUACUGCAUGUAAAGUCAAUCUAUUGUCAACCUUUGCCAUUAUUUGUAGCGUAACGUAACCAAACCGUUUGUAAAUAGGCCUACAUUAUCCAUGGUGGAAAUAUUUAGUGCAUGUUCACACUUUAUCGCUUAGUCCUAACACGAUGAAGCAGAAAAUAAAGGAAAAAAGGACUAACCUUUCUGGUAGUAGGAAAAGGGGACUGUUAUACUACUGUGAAUAUUGCGAGAAGCGAUUUACACUUCAGUACAGUCUGAAGAAACAUCUGAGAACUCACACAGGAGAGCGGCCAUAUCACUGUGAGGUUUGUGACGCCCGGUUCACUCAAAGCGGAGGCUUGAAGAAUCAUGUGUUGAGCAAGCACCAGGCAGAGCAGGCUUACACUUGUCACUUUUGUGGCAAAGAUUUCCCACUCAAGGACCGACUGAAAUGCCACCUGCGUGUACAUACUGGCGAAAAACCAUUCAGUUGCAGAAUAUGUAGUAAGCAGUUUGCCCGCAACAGUCAGCUGUCUCAGCACAUGAAAUCUCACAGUGUUCAGAAGCCUUUUAACUGCUCACUGUGCAGUGCGAGUUUUGUCUGUCGAACGAAUCUUUUGAACCACAUCAAACGACACGAAGGCGCAGCUGACUACAUAUGCGACAUUUGUGGGAAAAGUUUUGUGCGGCGGGAUGGACUACAGAAACACCUGGAUUUCCACGCGGAUAGGAAGACGUCCGAAUGUAAAAUAUGCAACAAAAAAUACAAGGGUCAUUUGAUGCAGCACAUGCGAACCCACAUGAAGGAGAAGCCUCACGCUUGUGCCCACUGCAACAUGAGGUUUGUCCAACGCUCACAGCUGACUGUACACGAGCGAACACACAGCGGCAUCCGACCAUACAGGUGUCAGGUGUGUCACAUGGCGUUCUCUCAUUCUACAGCAUUGAAAAUGCACAUCAGACGUCACACGGGUGAGAAACCCUUCAAGUGCCUCAUUUGUCCCAGCAAAGCCUUCAACCAACUACCGCAUCUCAAGAAACACAUGCUCACCAUCCACAAAACUGACAAACCGUACAUGUGUCAAGGGUGUCGUUCGUUUUUCAAGACCAAAAACCUACUCAUCGAUCACGAGAGUAGCUGUAAAUUCUCUAACGGAACAGAGGAAAAGAAACUGACAAACCCGCCUCCGAUGCCAAUAGAUAAAAUGAGAUUGCUACUGGCGUGCCUAUUUCAGAAGAUAUCCUCUCAAGAUAAAUUGGAAGAUUUAGGCUACGGUAAGAUUUUGAUUGACAACGUAUUGAUCUCUUCAAUUGAAAAUUCAGGCAGAAAGCCUUGCUUGGAUCAAGAUCUUGACGAGUUGACCAAGUUGAAGAAAAACAUUGAAAUUCUACUCGAUUGGACUGUGCCCAAAAUGUACAUGGAACGGUUUAAAAGAGAACAAAGAACGGUCGAAGACCUCUUAGAGGAAUUGACAUCAUGACAUCUGUUCAAGAGCUACCGAGUCUCGCAAAGCGUGAUUGGUUUGCCGACAUCUUGCCUUACGUGAGUCGUAGUCAUUUAGCCACACCGCAAGCUGUUCACCAAAGAUAUAAUCUUGCCAAAGAAAUAACUAUUUACAGCACUGCAUGGUUAGUUUUAAUCUAGGCAAAAAUGAGAUCUAGGAAUUUUUGAUUUUUUUCAUGUCAGCUUACUUUUUGUCUAACAGUGUAUUUUUUGUAUUCUUAGUUAACUUUGAUAAACCAGAAGUAUCCCUGUGUUAAACAAAUAGUUAGAUACUUUCCCCAGUUUUUUUUUAUUGACCACUAAAGUGGUUUUUGCUCAUACAAUGUGUUUUUGCUAUUUUGUUUGGUUAGAAUGUGAAGGUAAAACAUUACUUUAAUUUCAAAGAGGCCUAUAGGUAUAUUUUUUGACCAAUAUUUAUAUGCUGAAAAAUUAUCAUAAUCAAUGUCUGUAUUUUAAAAAGAAUGGUAAACAAACAACACAAGCGUUAUGUUUUUUAGUUUUUUCCAUAUUCAUAAUUUUAACAUAAAAUGAUGAGUUGCACUUAGUUCAAUCAAAUAAUUCUUUUUGUAGGUAUAGUUUUCAGGAAACUUGUUUAUUUUUGUCAUACCACUCUCUCUUUUGAUUAAACAAGUACAUAUCCAUGAUUCUGUUUUUAUCUUUUUUAUUGGUAAUGUAUUACUUUGUUACAGUUCACAUCACAUUGUGUAUUGCUGGAAGUGUACAGAAGUGAUUUUAGUUUCUCUAAAAAUAAUGCUUUUUUAUAGAUAGAUUAAAGAAUUUAGGGCCUUGCCACUAUUCUAACAAGAUGGUAAAUGUCAUAAUCUGACCUUAAAUGUUUAAAUUUAAGAUUGAUUGAAACCACUACACAGUGAUUAGUGUAUCUUUGUCUCUAAUUAAUGAAUUACCCUUAAUUACCUCCUCGACAUCGAUGACCAGCUCUUGCUGGAUAGACUUAGUCAAAAUUGCAGAGGUAGUUUUUUUACCAGACAGUAGGUACUAUAAAAAUUAAACAGAACCACUAUGUCUGGGAUAAAAGCAAACAAAAUUCCAAUAAAAUAAUUAUACAGGCUCUUUAGUAGGCUACAGUAUGUAACAGUCUAUUCAAAGAGUGUCUCAUGUGGUUUUAUAUAUUUUUGGAUAAUUUUAAAAAAUAAAAUAAAUUUAAUAGUCAAAUUAAUUAGAUACAGUAGGUGAUUGAUUGACCAAA
Messenger RNA from Macrosteles quadrilineatus (aster leafhopper), 3094 nucleotides. Its product is annotated as zinc finger protein OZF-like. Bases 551 to 1864 code for a protein of 437 amino acids. The record is from RefSeq and is a predicted model, not a curated record. The transcript is spliced from 3 exons. Lineage: Eukaryota; Metazoa; Arthropoda; Insecta; Hemiptera; Cicadellidae.